AUGUCAAUUUCACAAGAUCAAAUACAACAAUUGGUCAACGAUUGGACUUCAAUUGAUCCGAACCCAGAUACAAGGAAGGAAGUUAACGAUUUAUUUGAGAAGAAACAAUAUGAUAAGUUGAUAUCCAAAUUAUAUCCCAGAAUUGCGUUCGGAACAGCUGGUUUAAGAUCAUCAAUGGAAUCUGGAUUUGCUCAUAUGAAUGAUGUUACGGUUUUACAAGCAUCACAAGGUUUGGUUGCAUUUUUGAUUUCAAAGUUUGAACACCCUUCAAUUGUAGUUGGAUAUGAUCAUAGAUAUCACUCACAAAGAUUUGGAGAAAUUUUAGCGAGUGUUGCUUUAUUAAAAGGUUUAACCGUUUAUUAUUUAGGAUCGACUUCAAAUUUAUCGAAAGAAUCAAUUGAAUUGUCCAAGACCAAAUUUGAAAAUGACGGUAAUGCACAAAGAGAUUAUGUACAUACCCCAAUAGUUCCUUUUGCAAUUGAUACUUUGAAAGCAUCGGGUGGUGUUAUGAUCACUGCCUCUCAUAAUCCAGCUAAUGAUAAUGGAUAUAAAGUAUACUACAAUAAUGGUUGUCAGAUCAUUCCUCCAAUAGACGCAGACAUUUCCAAAUCAAUUGAUAACAAUUUGAAUCCAUGGAGUGAUCAAGUUUGGAACAUUACCGAAAAUUUUUUAAAAGGUUUAAAAAAUGGCAGCUUGAAUGUUGUCAGAGAUGAAAUUAUAGAGCAAUACGUUCAGGGAGUUAAAGAUAAACUACUAAAAGAUGAUGAAUUAAAGUUCAAAUUUGUCUAUACUCCAAUGCAUGGAGUUGGGUUGGAAACUUUUGAAAAGUGUAUGAAUUUAUUUAGCAAAAAGGAUUAUUCGGUUGUGUUAAAACAAGCUAAAACAGAUCCUGCUUUUCCAACAGUGAGUUUUCCAAAUCCUGAAGAAAAAGGAGCAUUAGAUCUAGCAAUGGAACAAGCAGCUAAUGAACAUGUCCCAUUAGUCAUUGCUAAUGAUCCUGACGCUGACAGAUUUAGUUGUGCCGUAGUUGAUAAAAAUGGUAAAUUUAAACAAUUGACAGGAAAUGAAAUUGGAUUUUUAUUUGCAAUGUACAUAAUUGAAAAUACCCCAAAAUCAGAAUUAUCAAAAACUUAUUUGCUAAACUCAACUGUUUCCUCACAGAUCUUAAAAUCAAUGGCUGACAAAGACGGUUUUAAAUUUUUGGAUACCUUAACUGGUUUUAAAUGGAUUGGUAAUAAAUCAAUUGAUUUAAUAAAGGAAGGAAAUCGGGUUCCUUUUGCUUUUGAAGAAGCUAUUGGUUUUAUGUUUGAUUUGAUCCACGAUAAAGAUGGAGUUUCUGCAGCUGUAGUAUUUUUACAAUUGUAUCAAAAAUGGUUUGGCCCAGGUGACACUAAUGUAUUUGAUAAGUUAGAGGAAGGUUAUAGAAAAUAUGGAUGGUUCAAAGAUUUAAAUGGGUAUUACAGAUUGAAUGACUUAAGUCUAACAAACAAGAUUUUUGAAGAAGUGAGAAAAUCUUAUUACCCAAAUGAUUAUCCUAAAAGCAUUGGUGAUUUUGAAGUUGAAACUUGGAGAGACUUAACUGUGGGAUAUGACUCAUCCACUCCAAAUCAUAAGCCUAAUUUACCUUCGGAUCCUCAUAGUCAAAUGAUUACAGCUGUUUUGAAACCGAAGCAACAACCAAACGAUGAUCCGGAUCUCUCUGUGAGAUUUACAUGUAGGGGAUCAGGUACUGAACCAAAAAUUAAAAUAUAUGUGGAGGGAAAAUCUACCGUCGGUGAAUCAGACGCCAUUAAAAUAGCUGACGAUUGUUGGGAAACACUCAAAAAGUUCUGGUUCAAACCAAGUUAUUAUGGUUUACAAGAGAUGAAACCAUAA
Messenger RNA from Lodderomyces pseudojiufengensis, 1875 nucleotides. Its product is annotated as phosphoribomutase. The transcript has a single exon. Gene Ontology annotation, molecular function: magnesium ion binding; phosphopentomutase activity. The record is from RefSeq and is a predicted model, not a curated record. Bases 1 to 1875 code for a protein of 624 amino acids. NCBI's taxonomy places the organism in Eukaryota, Fungi, Ascomycota, Pichiomycetes, Serinales, Debaryomycetaceae. Gene Ontology annotation, biological process: carbohydrate metabolic process; purine ribonucleoside salvage.